GGAGAGAGAGGGAAGGAGAUAACUAGAGAGAGAGAGACGAGCAGACAAAGAUAGACACAGCAAGCAAGUAAGAUAGAUAGGUAGGAGAGCUAGAGCAAGAGAAGAAGAAAAAGAGCGAGCACACAAGAAAGACAGCGAAGAGAGAGGGUGGGAGUGAGAGCACCAGAGACAGAGGGAGAGAUAGAACGAGAGAGACGGCUCUGUUUCCUCAGCUGUUUUCCCGAGGCCAUGGCAGGCAUGGCGUCGGAGCCAGGCACCCAGUCCAGGGUGAUGUUCCAGUCUGCAGACAAAACAGAGGAGCCUCCACAUCGCAAACUGGGCAAGCUGACCGUCAAAUACAACCGUAAGGACCUGCAGAGGAGGCUGGAUAUCGAGGAGUGGAUCGACGAUCAGCUGCACCUGCUCUUUGACUGUGAGGAGGAGGAGAUGCCAGAGUUAGAGAUUGACAUAGAUGAGCUGCUGGAGCUGUCAGACAUGGAGCAGAGAUCCAGACUGCAGGAGUUACUGCAGGAAUGUGGCAAGCCUAAAGAGGACUUUAUUAAUGGGCUGCUUUAUCGGAUUAAGGGCCUACGCAAAAUGUCAGGACCCCUAAAGAAAUAAUGAGAGGUCAAAUCAAGAAUCAAGACAAUGUAAAGCUCCCUCGCCAUUACCUUGUAUUCUGGAUGUCUGUCUGUGCAGUUACAUGUUAAUGGGACCUUCUCUCUGCACACGUGGGUCAAUGUUGGUCUGUAAAGAGAACAGUGGGUUUUGAUUAGUGUUUUAUAUUACUUUGUUUUUGGACCGUUUUAACAUUUUGAUUCCCCUCAAUACAAAUAAUGCACCAGUAAUUAAAUGUAUUGUCUAUUACCCACGUGGAAAGUUUUUGUGUAAGACUGUAUAUUUUUGGUUGCCUAUUUAUGUACAUAUAUUUUUGUUCUGUUAACAGUGUUGUCUGUCAAUAAAACUUAACAUUUUCAAGA
Molecule: messenger RNA, 959 nt
Organism: Oncorhynchus tshawytscha (Chinook salmon)
Lineage: Eukaryota; Metazoa; Chordata; Actinopteri; Salmoniformes; Salmonidae
Gene: ppp1r14d
Product: protein phosphatase 1 regulatory inhibitor subunit 14D
Exons: 4
Coding region: 229-600 (123 amino acids)
Biological process (GO): regulation of phosphorylation
Cellular component (GO): cytoplasm
Molecular function (GO): protein serine/threonine phosphatase inhibitor activity
Source: RefSeq, a predicted model, not a curated record